Drosophila busckii is the source of this 995-nucleotide messenger RNA. It is a transcript of the gene Rfk, whose product is annotated as putative riboflavin kinase. The transcript has 3 exons. Lineage: Eukaryota; Metazoa; Arthropoda; Insecta; Diptera; Drosophilidae. Gene Ontology annotation, biological process: riboflavin biosynthetic process; FMN biosynthetic process. Bases 231 to 689 code for a protein of 152 amino acids. The record is from RefSeq and is a predicted model, not a curated record. Gene Ontology annotation, cellular component: mitochondrion. Gene Ontology annotation, molecular function: riboflavin kinase activity.
GCAUUGCCGAUAGCCGACUUCGAUAUUACUGCGAUUAUAAAUCAGCUGAUUGACAACUUGGUUUACCUUUAUAAAGCACGUAUUUAUUGAAAUGUUAGCAGUUAUGUGAGUAGACGAGAUAAUUACAUACGAACUAUUGGCUAUGGUUAAUUGACAGCUGUAUCAGGAAAUUGGCAAGCACAGUAACUGAAGAGUCGAGUACAAAGUCCUACAAACAGAGCAUUCAUAAUAUGAUCAACCAACUGCCCAUAUAUGCCUGCGGCGAAAUCGUUCGAGGAUUCGGUCGAGGCUCCAAGGAGCUUGGGAUUCCAACAGCCAACCUGUCCCGGGAAGUGGUGAAGACGUUGCCCGAUUGCCUGCAAACUGGAAUCUACUACGGCUGGGGAAAUGUGGACAAUGGCGAUGUACACAAAAUGGUCGUAAGUGUAGGCUGGAAUCCAUUCUAUAGCAACAAGGAAAAGAGCGUUGAGACACAUAUGAUGCAUAAUUUUGACUGCGAUUUAUAUGGUAGAAUUCUGAAAGUCUGUAUUAUUGGAUAUUUGCGCCCCGAGAAGGACUUUGUUUCCCUGGACGCUCUGAUUACCACUAUAAAAUCUGAUAUAGAAACAGCAAAAGCGCUGUUGGAUAGUCCAGAAAACCAAAAGUUGCAAAGCGCAGAAUUUUUCAAGGGUGAAAUUAAGAAAUGCUGAAGCUUUAAUGUAUAUUAUCAAAAUACGUUGAAGAUUCACGUAUGUAUGAUAAUUACUCGAGUACUUAAGAAAUAUCUUGAUCUAGCAAUUAAAUGUAAUUACUUUCCUCACGUAAGCUGAUCGAUUGAUUGCCACAAGAGCCCUGAAGUGGUUUCCCCACUGAUAUUGUAUACCCUACAGUUAAUGUACAAACAUUUUAUAUUGAUCUAUUAAUAAAUUAGCAAACUUAACGUUGAAAGUGUAAAACAAAUUACCUCACAAUCAUUAAAGGCGCUCGUUUAUAGAUUUUUACUGACAACAUUUUAA